UGUGAGGUGGGCAUUUCCAAGCCUGGGUGCUUGUGUGGUGGUGGUGGUGGUGGGGGGACACACGAUGACCUUCCCCUCCCCAGGAAGACCUGCAAGGGAAGAGCAACCCCCUGCGAGAGCCCCCUGCGCUGAUGAUUUUCAGGGACUUGUUGGCAACUCAGGGAGGGUUGCCAUAGCUUUUUUAUGUAGGGUGACCAGAACCGGCUGAGACUGGUUUGAGGCAGAUCAGCUCCUGAACACAAUGCAGUCACUGAGCUCCUACAGUGGGAUAGCAGCUUCCUCCCUUCAUGGCAGCCAAAAGCAGAGGCGCUUGCAGGAAGGUACCAUCCCAACACAGUAUGUGAAUGCACACUUAGACACCACACAGCACUGGUAUGUGGCUAAUGGAGUCCUGAAAGAGCCUGUGUAGAGAAGAUGGGGGAAAUGUGCAGGUUUGCAAGGUCUGAGAUUACUUGGGCUUUUCCUGCCUUUUUCUUUUGCUUAAGGGAUGGACAAGGAGCUGAGAUUUAUGACCCUUAUUAAAGAAAAAAAAAAAAUGUGACUUGCUAGGGUGGGGACACUUGGUUUAUACCUCUCUCUCUCUCUCUCUUUCUCUCUCUCUCUCAAUCUCAAUCUCUCGUUUUUAACAAAACCAAACCAGAAUGAACUGAUGGAUUUGUAAUGGUAGUUUGUUGCUGGAGAUUGCUACUUUGCAUGCUUUUUUUUCUCUUGCAGGGUAUGUUCUGUUUUGUGCUUUUCCUUUUAGAAGCUACUAAAGGGUGUUGGGGAUACUUCUGACUAUUAUGAAGGCCAAAAGGCCUGUUGACUGUGGCUGCUUUUAACCCUUUCAUCUUUGCAGAGAAUGCCCGUGUGACAGUAACUGAGCACUGUUCCAAAGUCUUUCCCAAAGGUCAAGGUUCACAAGAACAUCUGAUCCAAUUCAUGACCAUGGGGGAUAUGAAGACCCCCGACUUUGAUGACCUCCUGGCAGCGUUCGACAUCCCAGAUAUGGUCGAUCCUAAAGCAGCUAUUGAAUCUGGACACGAUGACCAGGAGAGCCACAUCAAGCGAGAGGACGACUCCCACACGCCAUCCUCUUCCGACGUGGGUGUCAGUGUUAUUGUUAAGAACGUUCGGAACAUUGAUUCCUCCUCCGAGGGCUCUGAGAAAGACGGCCACCCCACGGGCAAUGGCCUACACAAUGGGUUCCUCACAGCGUCCUCUCUGGACGGCUACAGUAAAGAGGGGUCAAAGUCCUUGAAAGGAGAUGUGCCUACCUCAGAGGUGACUCUAAAAGACUCCGCUUUCAGCCAGUUUAGCCCUAUCUCUAGUGCUGAAGAGUUUGACGAUGAUGAGAAGAUAGAGGUGGAUGACCCCCCUGACAAAGAGGACUUGCAUUCGAGUUUUAGAUCGAAUGUGUUGACGGGGUCUGUUUCCCAACAGGACUACGAGAAACUGAAGGCGCUUGGAGGGGGAAACUUAAGCAAAACUGGAAUCUCUACUUCAGGCCAUGCAGACAAAAACAAAGUUAUCAAGAGAGAAACAGAAACAAAUUCUAUCAAUCUGAGUGUUUAUGAACCUUUUAAAGUCAGAAAAGUGGAGGAUAAAUUGAAGGAAAACUCUGAAAAGGUGCUUGAAAAUAGGGUCCACGACGGGAAGCUGAGCUCCGAGAAGAACGACACUACCCUUGUCGGCGUGGUUCCGUCAAGGUCAAAGCCAUCCUCUAAGCUUUCUUCCUGCAUAGCUGCCAUCGCCGCUCUUAGUGCUAAAAAGGCUGCUUCCGGCGCCAGUAAAGAGCCAGUGACCAAUUCACGGGAACCCUCUCCAUUACCAAAAGAAGUCAAUGAUAGUCCUAGAGCCAUUGAAAAGUCUCCCGAGUCCCAGAGUCUCAUCGAUGGGACGAAGAAGGUGUCCCUGAAGCAGCCGGAUAGCCCCAGGAGCAUUUCAAGUGAAAACAGUAGCAAGGGAUCUCCGUCGUCCCCUGCAGGAUCAACACCAGCAAUUCCCAAAGUCCGCAUCAAAACCAUUAAGACGUCCUCUGGGGAAAUAAAGAGAACAGUGACAAGGGUAUUGCCAGAAGUUGAUCUCGACUCUGGAAAAAAGCCCGAGCAUCCAGGGCCUGUGUUGGCUUCUGUGACGUCGCUUCUGUCAUCCCCAGCUGCAGCUGCCGUCCUUGCCUCUCCCCCCAGAGCGCCUCUGCAGUCUGCCCUUGUCGCCAACGCGAUUAGCCCUGCAGAGCUGACCCCCAAGCAGGUCACUAUUAAGCCCGUGGCAACUGCCUUCCUCCCAGUGUCUGCUGUGAAGACAGCAGGAUCUCAAGUCAUUAAUUUGAAGCUCGCUAACAACACAACGGUCAAAGCCACAGUCAUAUCUGCUGCCUCUGUUCAGAGCGCCAGCAGCGCCAUCAUUAAAGCUGCUAAUGCCAUCCAGCAGCAAACCGUUGUGGUGCCGGCAUCCAGCCUGGCCAAUGCCAAACUCGUGCCAAAGACUGUGCACCUCGCCAACCUUAACCUUCUGCCUCAGGGCGCACAGGCCACCUCUGAGCUCCGCCAAGUGCUAACCAAACCUCAGCAGCAAAUAAAGCAGGCAAUAAUCAAUGCAGCUGUCUCACAACCACCCAAAAAGGUUUCUCGAGUCCAGGUGGUGUCCUCCUUGCAGAGCUCUGUGGUGGAAGCUUUCAACAAGGUGCUGAGCAGUGUCAACCCUGUUCCAAUUUACAUCCCCAACCUCAGUCCCCCUGCUAACGCAGGCAUCACGCUGCCCACCCGUGGCUAUAAGUGCUUGGAGUGUGGCGACUCCUUCGCUCUGGAAAAGAGUCUGACUCAGCACUACGACAGACGCAGUGUGCGCAUCGAGGUGACAUGUAACCACUGUACAAAGAACCUCGUUUUCUACAACAAGUGCAGCCUCCUCUCCCAUGCCCGUGGGCAUAAGGAGAAGGGGGUGGUCAUGCAGUGCUCCCACUUGAUCCUAAAGCCCGUCCCAGCAGAUCAAAUGAUUGUUUCUCCACCAAGCAAUACUUCUGCUUCAUCUUCCACUCUGCCAAGCUCUGUGGCAGCUGGCACACACACUGUAACAAAAAUCCAGUCUGGUAUAACUGGGACGGUCAUAUCGGCUCCUUCAAGCACACCCACCAUUCCAGCUAUGCCUCUAGACGAAGACCCGUCCAAGCUCUGCAGGCAUAGUCUGAAAUGUUUGGAGUGCAACGAAGUGUUCCAGGACGAGACAUCACUGGCUACGCAUUUCCAGCAGGCUGCAGAAACGAGUGGACAAAAGACUUGCACUAUCUGCCAGAUGCUGCUUCCCAACCAGUGCAGCUAUGCAUCCCACCAGAGAAUCCAUCAGCACAAAUCUCCCUACACCUGCCCCGAGUGCGGGGCCAUCUGCAGGUCGAUGCACUUCCAGACCCACGUCACCAAGAACUGUCUGCACUACACGCGGAGAGUUGGUUUUCGAUGUGUACAUUGCAAUGUUGUGUACUCUGAUGUGGCCGCACUGAAGUCUCACAUCCAAGGUUCUCACUGUGAAGUCUUCUACAAGUGUUCUAUUUGUCCAAUGGCGUUUAAGUCUGCCCCCAGCACACAUUCCCAUGCCUACACACAACAUCCUGGCAUCAAGAUAGGAGAGCCAAAAAUAAUAUAUAAGUGUUCCAUGUGCGACACCGUAUUUACCCUGCAAACCCUGUUGUAUCGCCACUUUGACCAACACAUCGAAAACCAGAAGGUGUCUGUUUUCAAGUGUCCAGACUGUUCUCUUUUAUAUGCACAGAAGCAACUCAUGAUGGACCAUAUCAAGUCUAUGCAUGGAUCGUUGAAAAGUAUUGAAGGGCCUCCAAACUUGGGUAUAAACUUGCCUUUGAGCAUUAAGCCCACAACUCAAAAUUCAGCAAAUCAAAUCAAGGAGGACGUCAGAUCCAUGAACGGGAAAGAGAAAUUGGAAAAUAAAUCCCCAUCUCCUGUGAAGAAACCAAUGGACCCCAAGAAAAUGGCCAUCCUCGGGUGGACGUGUUGGGAGUGUGACCGCCUGUUCACGCAAAGAGAUCUUUACAUUUCCCACGUGAGGAAGGAGCACGGGAAGGUAACCCUUCUUCCACCACUUCACAAAACUCAAAGGCCACAGCCCUUGGACCCCACCUCCACAAGCAAACUGCAAGUCUUUUUCAAGCAAAUGAAGAAGCACCCGUGCCGCCAGUGUGACAAGUCCUUCAGCUCCUCACACAGCCUGUGCCGGCACAACCGCAUCAAGCACAAAGGCAUCCGGAAGGUUUACACCUGCUCGCACUGCCCAGACUCCAGGCGGACCUUCACCAAGCGGCUGAUGCUGGAGAAGCACAUCCAGCUCAUGCACGGGAUUAAGGAUCCCGACUUGAAAGAAAUGACAGAAACCACCAACGGGGAGGAAAUAGAAAUAAAAGAAGAUACCAAGGUUCCCAGCCCCAAGCGGAAGUUGGAGGAGGAUGAACCAGUUUUAGAAUUCAGGCCUCCCAGGGGAGCGAUCACUCAGCCACUGAAGAAGCUCAAGAUCAACGUGUUUAAGGUCCACAAGUGUGCCGUGUGCGGCUUCACCACCGAGAACCUGCUCCAGUUCCACGAACACAUCCCGCAGCACAAGUCCGACGGCUCCUCCUACCAGUGCCGGGAGUGCGGCCUCUGCUACACGUCACACGUGUCGCUGUCCAGGCACCUGUUCAUCGUGCACAAGCUGAAGGAGCUGCAGCCCGUGGCCCAGCAGAACGGGGCCGGGGAGGAGAACCAGCAGAGCCCGCCCAGCCCCGAGCACGAGGGCGCCGACGGCCCUGCGUCCGACAGGAAGUGCAAAGUGUGUGCAAAAACGUUCGAAACGGAAGCUGCCUUAAACGCUCACAUGCGGACACACGGCAUGGCCUUCAUUAAAUCCAAAAGAGUGAAUUCGGCCGAGAAAUAGCCACAGACCUUCCCAGAAGGGGGAUCCCUGUCCACAUUGGAAUACAGAAGACAUUUUUGUUACAAGAAGUUUGCAGUAUAAUAGUUAACAGUACUGUCUAGGCUGUUGCAAUAUAUUCUCCUUCAACAUCCCCCCUCCACCUCGUCGUGUAUAUCCUCGAUAAGUAUUACAGCAGUAUUUGAGUUUAAAAGAGUUUGUAUAUAUUUAAAUGGAAAACUUUUUAUACUCUUUGUUACAUGUUUGUAUCAGUAUUUAGUAGGAAAUGUUUUGAGUUUGGGGUUUUUUUUGCGGGGGUGCGGUUAGGAUUUUUUCUUUUUGUAUUGUUCCUUUAAAACAGAGUUCUUAGUAACAGGGGCAGUUCCUGAAUUCAAAUAAACCAUUUUAUAUGUAAUGGAUUUAAAAGGGUUAACUAAUUACAGGCCAAGGUAAGGCCUUUUUUAGUGUUUUUAAUUUUUAAAAUUCACUACAUACAUUGUAGGGGAUCGUUGGUCUCAAAACACCUAGGGACUCUUAAGUGUCUUAGCACCAUGCUCAGCGUGCCCGCUCCGGUCUGCGAGUGCACCCCUCAGGCAGAGCGCACUCCGAGGGCACGCGGCAUCUUCCGGGCCAAUCCAACCUCUUUAAAGCAGCAGCCUUGCCGGCGAAUAAAAACUUAGGCCAGAAACCCAAACGCAGGGGGAUUUCCCUAUCUCCAUCGUACAGGGGUGAAAGGGUAUCUAUACUCUGGUCGGAUUCACAAGGCUGGCUUCAAGAGCACAAGGAGAUAAAGUUACGAAAGGGCUGGACUACUGUAAAAGUUACACAUAACGUCGUUAGACCAAUAGAUUUCUAUAGUCAAGUUUUUGUCAUGUAAUUUAUUAACUAUUCUAAAGACACAACUAAAGCUAUCAAGUAUUUCUCUGGCUCUUGACAGGAAGUCAAAAUUCCUAGUUGACUAACCCUUGGCUGUCUGAAGAGUUGGCGGUUUUUUUUUGUUCUGGGUGCUACUGCCAAACAUUCUGGUACUUAGAGUUGGGAUGCACUACUCCAACCACCGACUUACCAGUGCAGCAGCGCUGAGCCCCGGGUUUAGUCCCUCACUUCAAUAACUACACUUAUUGGGGGGAGGAGGGGGAUCUCUGCUCGCUGGGAGCACAGUGGAGUCCUCUUCUGUCCUUUCCAUUCACAGUUCUCUGGGAGAGUUCUAUUUUUUUUGUUUUGUUUUAUGUUUUCUUUGGCAUUUUUAUAUCUUGUAUUUAUCCCUAAACAUGUUUUGUACUUUUUUUCUUUUCUUUUUUUUUUUAGGAAAAGGAAUUCUUUUGUGUACAUAUAGAUACUUGCAUGAUAUACUGUAGUCAAUGUUCGGUUCCUCAAAAAAGGUCUUGCUGCUGUCCAGUGUUAUGCACUACAUCCAGAAGAACUGUAUUCAACACAUUUCAUCUGUAAAUAAACGUGGGACAUUUGGCCCUUGUGCUUCUGUGAGGGAGUUAUUGAUGGUGGGACUGUGACGUCUUCCUGAAGCUCAGGAAGUGAUUCAUUUCAGGGACAGGCUACAGGAUAUUGCAGAAGAAUGGCGUAUUCAUUCUCAUUAGCAAUCAGCUGUUUGUCACUUUCUUGUUGAUGCCAUCAGGACACCGAUGUAACCCAAGGGCAUGAUUAAGUAUUCCUCAACUUGACAUUCAAUUGCUGUUACUUGUUAUAUUUAUACUUGUAUUGCUCUGAGUUGUAUUCAUAGCACUUUCAUAUGUUUUUGCAUUGGAACCUUGCAAUAAACCUGUGUGGUGGGCUGCACAGGUCUGACUAGCUUAAUUUUCAUGGUUGAGGAAGCUGAGUUCCGAUUAAAUUCUUUACCUAAGCCCUCAUAGUUGGUAAGUGGCUUUGCGUAUUAGAACCCAUAUUCUUGCUCUAAAUCUAGUCUCGCUCUAUAUGUUUAUGUACAUAUUGGCAAAUAUUCAUUUAUUCAACAAAUAAAAAGUAUGUGCAAAACAUGCUACUAGAA
Messenger RNA from Pipistrellus kuhlii (Kuhl's pipistrelle), 6880 nucleotides. RefSeq names its product zinc finger protein 532 (gene ZNF532). Bases 922 to 4902 code for a protein of 1326 amino acids. The transcript is spliced from 11 exons. The record is from RefSeq and is a predicted model, not a curated record. NCBI's taxonomy places the organism in Eukaryota, Metazoa, Chordata, Mammalia, Chiroptera, Vespertilionidae.